This is a messenger RNA of Caenorhabditis auriculariae, 1502 nucleotides long. Lineage: Eukaryota; Metazoa; Nematoda; Chromadorea; Rhabditida; Rhabditidae. The record is from the annotation of a GenBank genome assembly.
AUGACCUAUCUAGACUGUUGCCAUGGAGCGUCGUUGUCUCGUUUGAACGGCGUUCUUAAGUUUUUGUGAAAAAAUAAUUAUAAUGUUAUUUUUUAUUGAUGGCAAGAAAUUCCGAGUUGAAACUCGAAAGUCCUUAUGGCAGUAUUUUUUUUUACAGUUAUCGUUUCACGUGAUGUCAUUUUGACCUGUUUCGCCUGCUUGAAAAGAAAAUGAUUGCCGGUUACCAAAAUCCGCUAUUUCUGCUUUGCUUCGACUAUUUUUAUGCUCCAAAAAAGGACAUUCCAUUUUUCAUUUUUUAUAUUGCAGAUUGGAUGUUGGUCAACUUCUUCUCUUUUUUUCCUUGGUUGUUGUUUCAGGUAUUUUUUUAUUUAAUCUUAGAACAAUCGAAAAAAAGAAGAUUUUUUUCCUCAAAAAAACCUUUAAAACAAAAAAAUUUUUCCAGUGGAUAGAACAAACUUUUUAUUAACUUUUUUUCUGAGCGAUGACAUGCUGAUUGAAAAUUUUAAAAACCAUGUCUUGUUUAUUUUUUUGAAGGAAAAGUUGAAAUUUAUCUGCAUUGAUUCUAAUUUUUUUCUAAUGGACAACUUUACCGAAUCUUUUUCAAUUUUUUUCAAGUGCUUGGACGACACGUGGGAGAACUUCUCUGUCGGGAAUGCGGACAAGUCAUAACCCGUCAAUCUGAGUUGGCCAAUGCGACCGGGGUGAAAGAAGAUUUUGUCAAAUACAGCUAUAACUUUCCUCUCGUUGGCAAAAACAUCAAAGUCAACGUUUUGAAAAAUCCAGCAGGUUGUUCCUUUUAAUAUUAACAUGAGUUCAUUUCAAACAUUUUCGGUUUGUAUUUCAAAUUAGAAAAACAAUCGUGAAAAAAAUCAAAGACUUAUUAUUGAACUGAUUUAUUUUUUGCUUGAAACUUGAAUAUUUCUGAUCGAUCUCAAAAAGACCUGAACAGAAUAAGAGUUUUUUUUAAACUGAAUUUAUUUUUUUCUAGUGACAUUAGAAUCCUUAUUUUUCAAAGACAUCCAAGAAACGUUUGCAUUAAAGAAAUUCAGGAGAACAUUUCCACGUUUUUUUGCUGCAAAAAAACCGCUCACCUACGAUUCAGCGGAAAGGUAUCAGUUUUCUUCAUUCACAUUUUUUUUUCUUCGUGAAAGAACUAAAUAAAAUUCAAUUCAUUUUUUUCACCAUAAAUUCGUCAUCAAUAUACUGCACAUUGCAAUUUUUCUGUACUCAGUGAUGCUGAAAAACUGCGGAACGCGCUGAAAAAUAAGCAAAGAAAUGAUCCAAGAAUAUAAAAGUUACUUCGGCAGGUUUCUCAAGAGGCGAAAAACAAAAAUAAAAUUACCAGUUUUAAUAUUUUUAUUUCUAAAAUAUUUUUUUAAUAAAAACAUGAUUCAAAAAAAAAUUGUCAGGAAUUCGGGUGAGUUUCAGUUUGGAGCUGAACGGGUAUCGGCAUUUUCUUAUCACACGAUGUUCCAAUAAUUUAAGGCUCAAGCGGACGCUAG